This is a messenger RNA of Aspergillus sclerotioniger CBS 115572, 2340 nucleotides long. RefSeq names its product C6 transcription factor. NCBI's taxonomy places the organism in Eukaryota, Fungi, Ascomycota, Eurotiomycetes, Eurotiales, Aspergillaceae. Bases 1 to 2340 code for a protein of 779 amino acids. The record is from RefSeq and is a predicted model, not a curated record. Gene Ontology annotation, biological process: DNA-templated transcription; regulation of DNA-templated transcription. The transcript has 3 exons. Gene Ontology annotation, molecular function: DNA-binding transcription factor activity, RNA polymerase II-specific; zinc ion binding; DNA binding.
AUGUCCUCCGUAGCGCAUCACAGUCAUCCGCCCACCGGGAAUGGGGUGACUAAGCGCAAGUCAGGCGCCGCGGCCUGCGUUCACUGCCAUCGACGCAAAGUCCGAUGUGAUGCCCGCAUCGUCGGCCUUCCUUGCUCCAAUUGCCGGUCCGCGGGAAAGUCGGAUUGCCGAAUCCACGAGAAAAAGAAACGCUUGACUGUGCGAUCCAUCCUCGAUCCCGUUCCAAUCCGCUGUCGACCCCCUCCUGCUUCUGAGUCUACGCACAAGCCUUCGCCUGUCACGGCUACAACCCCACCUAGCGCUUUCACCACCGCCUUCCGCGCCGUUCAACCGGAAGUGACAACUCCAAUUGCGCCUCCCACCUCAAGCCUCCAUACCCUUCACCAUACCCUUAAUCAUAAUGUUAAUCACCACCCUCCGCAUCAUGGCACCAGGCCUACCACGGAAUCCCCGGCAUAUAGCCGCCCUUCCGGUCCGGAUGUGUCGACUGAACCAGACUCGCAUGCAGAGUUGGAGAAACGACUCGUGAAGCUCAUUGAUGAAGAAGAAUCGGGCAGUCGGGAGAUUCAGAGGGGUGUUCGAGCGAUCUACGUGGGCCACGAAUUGUCCAACAUGUCCUUCUUAAUCCGUCAACAGCGUGACAAGGAUGACGACGUAUAUCACUUUGCGGGCAAUGAGAUUCCCCGACGGCAGCUGAGGACAGGACACGACCAGCUCCUCAUGGACGCUCUCACAUUGCCAGAACCGGUCCUAGCGGAUGAGCUGGUGCAAGCUUACUUUGACCACGUCAAUCCAGGAUAUCCCAUCGUCGACGAGGACCUGUUCAUGGCCCAGUAUCGAAAUCGGGACCCCGCUGAUCCACCGCCGAUACUGCUACUACAGACCAUCUUGUUGGUAGGGGCUCAUGUCACUCGUCCGAAGGCGGAGCGUGAUACCCUUAAGGAUAUCUUCUUUCGUCGUGCCAAGUGGCUGUUUGACAGCCGCAUCGAACGGAAUCGCGAUAUCCUGGUGCAAGCUGCCCUACUCAUGACUUGGCACUCAGAUGGCGCCGACGAUGAUGUUGCGGCCAACGCGCAUUACUGGGUUGGCGUAGCUGCGAGGAUCGCUACUGGCCUUGGAAUGCACCGCAAUCCUGUCUCCAGCCGAUUUGUAUCUCGUGAUCGCCGAAUGUGGAGGAGGCUAUGGCACAUUCUGGUCCAGUUUGAUGUUAUGGUUUCUCUUUCUUAUGGUCGACCCCAGGCUAUCAACCUCGAAGAUUGUGAUGUGUCUUCAUUGACGGUUUCCGACUUUGAAGGAUGCGGACCUCGUGUCCAAUCCGACUACGUGAUUCAUUUCUCUGAGCUUUCCGUUAUGAUUUCGUACAUUAUCCGAAACCGCUUUGGGUUACGAGUGAGCGCGGAGCGUCGCAAAGCCGUCCUGCAAGAAGCCGACGAAGCGCUGGCCAAUUGGUCUUUGAAGCUGCCCGAUAAGCUGCGUCUUCGAGCAUCUGACAUGGACCCGUGGUCCGCCAUGCUCCAUCUCACUUACAACAACUUCCUCAUUCUUCUCCAUCGCCCACACCCCCGGGCAUCUGCCUACUCGGAUGACUAUGGGCCACACGACGCAGAGAUCUGCAGCGCAGCAGCCGGAGUCAUUACCUCCAUCUUUGAAGAACUCCGUUUGAACGAUCGGCUCAAGUUCCUCUGGUACUCGGGAGUUCACACCCUCUUUACAGCCAUGAUCCAAGUACGAGUAGAACUUCGCUUCUCCAACCCCGUUCUUGCAAUCAACGCCCUCCGUCGCUUCGACUCGGCCUCUUACUCCCUCCGCGAACUAGCAGGCUACUGGUUCCACGCCAGCACCAUCCUCCGGCUGUUCGAAGACUCUAAACGCCUCCAAGAAGACCUCCGAAUGGCCACCAGUGAACGUCCCCGCCGCUUCAGCAACCCUCAGGACCAAAUCAAAAACACUCACCACUCCUCUUCGGCAUCCACCUCUACCGUCACCACCACAAUGCAGACCCCUCAACCAGCAGACCGUCCCCUCCCCUAUGAGGUUCCCACACCGGACUCUACGCACCUGACCACCACAUCGACAAGCCCACACCACCCCCAACCCCACCAAGUAGACACCUGGAUCCCACCACCAUUUACCACCAUGACCCCAGUAGUCGAAGCCAUCGACGCGCCCCGUGGAUCUCUCGACUGGCGACAACUCUUCUCUUUCGCCGACCUGGAUCAGCCCGUCCUCCCAAUGGCCAUGGAGGGACUCCCCGAAUUGGAAGACGAAUGGCGUCAAAUCUACUGGCAAGAUGCCCCAAUGUCAGACCUUCUUCAGGAUGGUGGCUGGAUGCACGGUUAG